UUUGCUGGGAGAAUAUUCUCCAGCUACCACCCUGGCCGUAGGUCACCGGGCCCGCUUCAUACUGAUGUCCCUGCAUUAGUUUUUUUCCCCUUGCCCCUUUCUGCUGAUCCCCCACCAUGUCUCUCGAGAGCCUUAUUGCCCGCCUUGAGGUCGCCACCACCCGCCUGGAGGCCCUCGCCUCCGGCUCCGGCCCCGCCGCCGGCGCCGCCGCCGGUGGUGAUUUCGACGCCUCCUCCUCGGAGAUGAUCACCGCCUACGAUGACAUCAUCAACGGUGCCCUCAAGACCUACCUGUCUCUCUCGAGCACCAUCGGUGGCCUGGUCAAGGACCAGUCCGACGAGGUCGCCAAGGUCUUCAACGCCCAGCGCGCCUUCCUGACCGUCGCCGCUUCCUCCAAGAAGCCCUCGGAUGCGGUCCUCGGCGAGCUGCUGGCCCCCACCUCCGGCGCCAUCGCCGCUGCCCAGGGCAUCCGCGACCAGAACCGCGGCGCUCGCGACGUUUUCAACCACCUGACCGCCAUCUAUGAGGGCCUCCCCGCCCUUGGCUGGGUCCUGGUUGCCCCGGCUCCCGUUCCCCAGAUCAAGCAGUUCUCCGAGGCCGCUCAGUUCUACUCCAACCGCGUGCUGAAGGACUUCCGCGGCAAGGAUGACACCCAGGCCAGCUGGGCCCAGUCCGUCCCGGCCCUCUUCAACGAGCUGGCCGACUUCGUCAAGAAGUUCCACACCACCGGUCUCGUCUGGAACCCGGCCGGCAAGGAGGCCACCGCCGCUUCGGUCCCCGCCGCCGCCGCCGCCGCCGCCCCGGCCGCCGCCGAGAAGCCCGCCGUCAGCCCCAAGCCCGAGGCCAUCAAGAGCGUCCCGGCUGCCUCGGUCGCCCCGACCGCCGCCGCCGGUGCCUCUCUCUUCGGCGAGCUGAACCAGGGUGGCAGUGUCACCUCCGGCCUGCGCAAGGUCGACCAGUCCCAGAUGACCCACAAGAACCCGGAGCUCCGCUCUUCCUCCGUCGUGGCGGCCGCCCCCUCGCGCGCCGCCCCCAAGGAGGCCGUCGGUCAGACCGAGCUCCUCGGCAACAAGUGGGACGUCCAGAACCACAUCGGCCAGACCAUCACCAUCGAGUCCCAGGAGACCCGCCAGACUGUCUACAUCUACAACUGCAGCAACACCACCAUCUUCAUCAAGGGCAAGGUCAACGCCGUCACCGUCGACAAGUGCAAGAAGGUUGCCGUCGUUGUGGACACCGUCAUCUCCGGUGUCGAGAUCGUCAACUCCCAGAGCGGCCAGUUCCAGAUCCUGGAGAAGUGCCCGACCAUCAACAUCGACAAGACCGAUGGCCUGCAGCUCUACCUCAGCAAGGAUGCCAUCGACAUUGACAUCCUCACCGCCAAGUCCUCCGAGCUCAACGUCUACACCCCCGGCAAGACCGAGGAUGACGACCACCUCGAGACCCCGCUGCCGGAGCAGUUCAAGUCCACCUUCUGCAAGGAGACCCGCACCUGGAUCACCGAGACCAUCAAGCACGGUUAAAUGGCGCUCGCCUGUGUGUGCGUCUGGGCGCGCGCGCAUAUGCAUCUGUGCGUGUGUGCGUGUGUGCGUGUGUGCGUGUCCCGCACACAGCCAGCCACAUGUAUGUGAGACCCCGGGCCGCGAGUGGCCAGUGGGGGAAAAGGAGAGGGGUGCGCAUGCCGGUCGGAUGCCUGCCUGUCCUUCCUGUCGCGUCCCCCUCUUUCCUCCUCGCGCUUGCCACAUUCCGACAUUUUCAUGUGCGCCCCUCCUGGGCCUCUCCAGUCCCGCGCCGCGGUGUGCAUGUGUGUCCUUCGCACUCGCGUGUGCAAACGCAGAGGGGCCGACGAGAGGUCUCUUCUUCUCCCUGCGUGCCUGUGCGCGCCCUCCAACACAUUGUCAAUACAUGGUGCAAGUGAUGAA
Messenger RNA from Fonticula alba, 1922 nucleotides. RefSeq lists its product as hypothetical. Gene Ontology annotation, cellular component: cytoplasm. Gene Ontology annotation, molecular function: actin binding; adenylate cyclase binding. The coding region runs from base 117 to 1523 and encodes 468 amino acids. Gene Ontology annotation, biological process: regulation of adenylate cyclase activity; cytoskeleton organization. The record is from RefSeq and is a predicted model, not a curated record. The transcript is spliced from 4 exons. Lineage: Eukaryota; Rotosphaerida; Fonticulaceae.